GAGCCGAGGGUCUUUACCAGCUGGCCUCCAGCGACCUUCAACGUCUUGGCAUCCUCACUCAAGGCAGCUGUCACGCAUUUUGGGGUGUGGAGGGGGCCAGGUGGUGGUGGCGGCUUGGCUGUCGUGGUGUCUGUGGUGGUUGAGCGGGCGGUAAGGCUCUGUCUUGGCGACGGGCGGUCGACGAACCUCACUGUGGGCGAUGAGUUGGUCUUGUGUUGUUGGCUGCUGCUGAGACUGCCGUGCUGUAGGGACACCGAACACGGUAUCCGGCCGCUGGCAUCGAGCCGCUCGAGGAUGUGGGCUUGGAGAGUGGCGCAGAGGGCUGCCGGCCAUGGUUCCAUCCUCUCAUGGUUAUCAGCAGAAGGGGGCGGCCCGUCUUCAGCCUGCCUCUGUGUCAGCUCCCCCAGGUCGAAGAUGCCUUCCCACUCCACCCGUGACAGCCCUCGCCCCUCACCACUACCACUAGCACCACCGUCACCCAACCACUCCAUCCGGUCAGCCUCCCGCUCGAAGGCCCACACAUCAUCACCGCCGUCUCCUCCUUGCUCGCGCAGAUGCAGUCGUGGGCUCUCAUGCGGCUGGUGGGCUCUCGCCUCAUCCGGCCGGACGAUCCUUGGCAAGACGGGCCAUGACGCCGACGUGUCGCUGGUCGUCUCGGUCUGGCGACGGGGGAGUGGGAGGCCGUUCAACUCCUCGGCGAGCGCACGGAUGAAGAAAGGCAUCGAGAAGAGAAGGAACUCCAUGUAGAUGGUCAGCUGGGCCACACACGAGAGGUGCUCCGAGGCCGUCACCCCACCCGCGGCUAUCCUCCUCGCCGUCUCGCGCGCAUAUCCCAUGACACGCGGCAUCAGAGCGCUGGCAACGAAAGAAGCAGGGAGCUUCAUUCUCUGCCACUUCCGCACUAUGACGGCCCGCAAUGCGGCGGCCGUCUCGCCCGUGGGCUCCCUCAGGUACUGCACCAUCAGAUCGAGCAGCACUUCUAGCAUGGCCUCGCUGCCGUCGGGGUCGUCAAGCGGGUCAAACACCACCAGCAGCCGCGCCAAUGCCGUCAGAGCAGCCGCACGCACCUCCACCGCGGGAUCGGCGGCGAGCACUUGCACUAGUGGGAUGAGCACCCCACGCACAGAGCGGGCAGAGCAGAACCGCCCCAGCAGGCCGACGGCGUCAGCAACCAGCUGCCGACGGGAAGCGGAGGCGUGCCGUCUCUCGUCGGCGAGAACGGUUAGAGCCUCUGUCUCGCCUUCAGGGGCCGAGUGCCAUGCCGACGCGAUGUGGACGAGCGCUCGGAGGAUGGCCAGCCGCUGGUCGGGUGUGGGGGUGGCUUGGGAGGGGGAGGGGACGACUGGAGAGGGGAGCAGCCGAAUGAGAUGGCGAAGGAAGGUCAGCCGAGCUGACGGGGAGGAGUGGAGCCUAUAGCCGGCAACCAGCAGUGGCACAAGCGCAGCACGCCUGAGGGAACAAACAAAUGACAUACAUAGAAACGGACUUACAGGACAGAGAGUGACAUUGGCUGUGUCUGACCUCGGGAGCUGACCUCGGUAUGAGGACGAAUGGGGCGAUGUUGGGAAGGCACUGCGCCAGCAGCUCAAUCAGCCGCUCCUCAUCCCUCUCCGUCACCCUCAGGUCGCCCCGCAUCAGCGGGGGAGCAGGCAGGUCCAGCACCACCUCUCCCUCCACCCCAUCCCGCAGCGUCGACUCGCCGCUCGUCUUGGACGACUCGGCGUUCUCGCCUUCCAGCGAUGUGCGCAGCGGCUCCCCCCUGCUCUCCCUCACCUCGACCAGCUGACCCUUCAGCCGCUCAUUCUCGCGCCGCAGCUCCUCCUGCACACGCAGCGCGUGACACAGGUCGGCGACUGGGUGGGCCUUGGUAUCGACAGGGCGGACGAGUCGCUCCAGGUGAAGGUGGGCGGAGGGGUGUCUUAUUACUGGCUGUGCCGUGCCGGUUUCGUCGCUGAAGGUGACGGCCGAGUGCUUGUAGCCAGAGCGGUGCAGGUAGUCCCACACGAGGCCGUUGAGGCUGUCGCGGUCCGCGUCAGAGAAAUGCUGCGUCACAGCCUCGCCCGUCUGAUCACUCCUUUCCUCCCCAUCCACCUCGACAGCUUCAGCACCGGUCGGUUUGCCGUCCGUGUGAGUGAGGUCGGUCCUCUGCUGCUUGAGCAUCAUUUGGCUGAGUCGCAUCUUGGUCACCUCCAGCUCCUCCUUGGCAAUCCGCACCUCAUACUCGAGCAGCGCCACUCGCUGCUCCGCUGAACGGUUGGUGCCCGCGCGAGACGAUGACCGCCGGUCCGAUGCUGAGGAAGCAGAAGGUGCAUGCAGCGCCUUGCCGGCGGCAACGAACGCAUCGCUGCCCCGCUGUAGGCAUGGGUCUUCCUCCUUCGUGUCGUCGAUGUUUGCUGGGAAGCACUGUGCGUCGAAGAAUGAAGUGAGCUGCGCAGGGACGGCCUGGCCUGUUUCAGUCAGCUCCUGCUUCAGCUGAUGCCAUCCACACAGACGCACACAGACACAGACACACACACACUCACACAGACUGCGGCUUCUUCCUACAUUGCCUACAUCCAUGAGCAUCCAUCAUACCUCGAGUGCCGUCAGUAGCAAUCCCCGCUCCAGCAGGUACCCCGCCGCCGCCUCAAGGCCACUCGUCGGUGCAGCUGAUGCCAUGUUUGACGAGAAACGAUCUCGGUCAGACCAUCCCUCCUUUUGUCAAAGUAUCAGCGAAUGCAUCCUCAGGUUAUUCGCUUUCACAGAAGCAUUGGCGACCAGCAUGUCAGGAUUGCCAGCUUGGCAAGACGAACCACUGCGAGCUUGUGAGCUAGGGUAGAUUGCUGUGUAACGGAGAGAGAGAGGUGGAAGAGGAGAAGAUAAGGAAAGAGAAGGAAAGCAUUCUGAGGAGACACGAUCUUAUCAGCCAUCACCGAAGUGAGAUCUGUGUUGACCACUCUUCAUGGUGCCAUACAUGGAUAAAAACAACUUUGACUGACUGGCCAGUCCAUCGGUCUUACUAAGGUAAAAGCAAGUCCAUCGGUCUUACUAAGGUAAAAGCACUCUUACUCUGGGACUUACCGCCCAGCAGAUCCUCUAUUCAGCUAACUACAGGAAAGGUCCUCACUGUCGGGGUCGAGUUGAUGGUGUAUCUGUGAUGGUGAAGAGCGGAGAUGGUGGGCAUGAUGGACGACGACCUGGUGAUGUGGACGUGCUGACGACGAGGAGCUGUUCGACACAUGUUACUCUUUCCCCUUCCCUCUACCUUCUUGCUUUGCUGCAUCGGGAUGGGCACGACAAGGAGCAGCUCGACACGACAGCGAAUGACCAGCACGUCAUGACCGAACAAGCAGAGCCGAGAAGAGAAGUGGAGAAGAUGCAGAGACGAGAAGAGGAGUGAAGAAGCAGAAACGAGAAGAGGAGCGUGUCUGUCUUUACACGACGUGAUGGCUGAC
Messenger RNA from Vitrella brassicaformis, 3434 nucleotides. NCBI's taxonomy places the organism in Eukaryota, Vitrellaceae. The record is from the annotation of a GenBank genome assembly.